AUGGCUGCAGCACUAGCACAUACCCAUUUCGUUGCACAUACCUACCACAUGGACAUCAAGCCGGCAAAUUUCCUGAUCGACGCAGAUUUCCAUCUUGUACUUAUUGAUUGGGAGCGAAGUGGUGUCCCUGCUGCUGUCACGGCUCCAGAGGUUGACGGCACCUGGGAUGUGGAAGAAGUAUCGGCAGAAGGCUCAAGUACCCCUCGAUACACCAAAUACACUGGGCCAGAAACGCGAAAUACCUCUCUUAGCAGUACACCGGGUGUCUACCCCGAAUGGAGCAAAAAGUGUCCGAAAGCUUUGGAGUUGGCUGAAGUAUUUAGUCUUGGCCGCUGUAUGUGGAAGCUAUUACGGCAGCCAGACAUAUAG
Messenger RNA from Mollisia scopiformis, 369 nucleotides. RefSeq lists its product as uncharacterized. The transcript has a single exon. Bases 1 to 369 code for a protein of 122 amino acids. Gene Ontology annotation, biological process: protein phosphorylation. Gene Ontology annotation, molecular function: protein kinase activity; ATP binding. The record is from RefSeq and is a predicted model, not a curated record. NCBI's taxonomy places the organism in Eukaryota, Fungi, Ascomycota, Leotiomycetes, Helotiales, Mollisiaceae.